UUGUUUGAAUUUCAGGUGUGUAUAGAUCAUGAUCCUCGAAUUUCACAUCUUGACACGGUUUAUGUAUAUCACUUUGGUACUAAAUUUUUAGUUGAAGUGCACAUUGUGCUAGACGAAGAUAUGCCAUUAAAAGUUGCGCAUGAUAUCAGCGAAUCGCUGCAGAUCAAUAUUGAAAGUCUACCUGAGGUGGAGCGUGCCUUUGUUCACACCGAUUACGAGUACGAUCACCAACCUCAAGAUGAGCACAAAAUUGUUUGA
Messenger RNA from Cooperia oncophora, 258 nucleotides. The record is from the annotation of a GenBank genome assembly. NCBI's taxonomy places the organism in Eukaryota, Metazoa, Nematoda, Chromadorea, Rhabditida, Trichostrongylidae.